Molecule: messenger RNA, 2809 nt
Organism: Aspergillus homomorphus CBS 101889
Lineage: Eukaryota; Fungi; Ascomycota; Eurotiomycetes; Eurotiales; Aspergillaceae
Product: F-box/WD repeat-containing protein
Exons: 2
Coding region: 466-2520 (684 amino acids)
Molecular function (GO): protein binding
Source: RefSeq, a predicted model, not a curated record
CUACUUAUCUUUACCCCCUUGCACCGUUUUUCGAAGUCUGGCUGGUCCAUAUCCUUCGUUGAAUUUUAAAAAAUCUGCCUUGAUCCUGCCCAGGUCUUACAACCAAGUCAUCCAUACAAUCCAUACACCUACACAUACUACUACUACUAGAUUAAAUCUGCCACCGUCUCUCCGCCUCCCGCUCCGACCCAGAGUCACGCGCAACCACGAUCGACAAGACUAGGACGACUGCUUCCAAUACUGCACUUGACCAGGGUCCUCAUUACACCUCUUCCUCGUGCCCUCUCAUCGCCUUUCCUUUCUACCGAUUUUUCGAAGCAUUCGAUCCCCUUACUGUUUGACUCAGACGCACCUUCUAGACUAUCUCGGCUCCCAAAUCCUCUUGCGCUACGAUAGCCGGGCCCACGCAAGCCUUUGAACGUUUGGGCGCUGGCUCCUUCCACUUUUCUCGCCUCGCCAACGGAGAUGGAAAACACCCGGCAGGACGAUCAUAUGCUUGUACCCUCUCGGCCGCCAUUACAAUCUAUCUUUGGCGGUCCAGCCGAAGACGUCGAUUAUAUUGAUGAUGCCGACUCCGACAAUAAGCAUGAGCUCCACGGCCCUCCCGACCUAAACGCAACUUCUGCGAGUCUCGCGGUCAACAGUGUGGCACCUUUUCUCGCACGACACGUCCCCGAACAAUACGGCGCACUCGGACCUCAGAACAAGGGACCGGUCGAACUGAGUGGCGUGGAUUCGCGCUAUUGUUAUCGCCAUAGACCUGACCGUAAAUGCCGACGGCAAGCAGACGAACCGACAAUGGAUAAAUUACAACGAGAAUUAGAAACACUCCCACAAAGCGAUCAGCAGGGUAUUGCGCAUGUGUGGUCCCUCUUCUCAGCCGCACCAGCCAAACACCGAAAAUUGCUCCUUCAGGGCAUCAUGGCCCAAUGUUGUUUUCCACAACUAUCGUUUAUCUCCGCAACUGUUCGAGACCUCAUUCGCAUCGAUUUCCUUGCCGCACUUCCUCCGGAGAUCUCUUUCAAAAUUCUGUGUUACCUAGACACCACUUCAUUGUGCAAGGCUGCUCAAGUGUCAAGACGCUGGAGAGCACUUGCCGAUGAUGAUGUGGUCUGGCACCGGAUGUGCGAACAACAUAUUCACCGCAAGUGCAAGAAGUGCGGCUGGGGACUUCCCCUUCUGGACCGGAAGCGCCUGCGGGAAUCGAAGCGUGAGAUACAAUUGCGCGCCACAAACUGGGAUCUUAGCGGGCGAUCAGCUGGCUCUGCGGAAACCUGCAAAGCUGAGGCUGAUGCGGUAGCCGUUGUUAACACAAAUCCAGCGAAGCGGAAGCCCGAUCCGAUCGACGAACAGGCGACUAUUGCUAAGCGCCAUUGCUCGUCUUUGGCUCCGGGUCCUGGUCCUGGAAACGAUGACGCCUACUUCAAGACACGUUAUAGGCCUUGGAAGGAAGUAUACAAAGAUCGAUUCAAGGUUGGAACCAAUUGGAAGUAUGGACGAUGCUCCAUCAAGGUUUUCAGGGGCCAUACAAAUGGUGUCAUGUGUCUCCAAUUCGAAGAUAAUAUUCUCGCGACGGGCUCAUACGAUGCUACGAUCAAGAUCUGGGAUACUGAAACUGGGCAAGAGCUGCGUACUCUUCGUGGACACGAAUCAGGCAUUCGCUGUCUGCAGUUUGACGAUACCAAGUUGAUCAGUGGCAGUAUGGACCGCACCGUUAAGGUCUGGAACUGGCGCACGGGCGAAUGCAUUUCCACCUACACAGGUCACCGCGGCGGGAUCAUCGGGCUUCAUUUCGAUGCUACGCUACUAGCUUCGGCCUCAGUGGACAAGACUGUCAAGAUCUGGAACUUUGAGGACAAGUCUACGUGCCUUCUACGUGGACACACAGACUGGGUCAACGCAGUGAGGGUAGAUUCGAUGUCUCGUACAGUCUUCUCGGCUUCAGAUGAUUGCACUGUCCGACUCUGGGAUUUGGACAGUAAGACUUGCAUUAGGACAUUCCACGGACAUGUGGGUCAAGUCCAGCAGGUUAUUCCGCUUCCGCGAGAAUUUGAAUUUGAAGAACAUGAUGCGGAGUGUGAAAACGACAAUGUCAGCACAGUCUCUGGAGAUGUUGAGCCUGCUUCUCUCCAGGCCACACUUGGACUAGAGUCCAACGCCGUCAUGUCACAGAGCUCGCCUUUCGGUCCCUCCUUUGCCGAGGGUCGACCAGCCCCACCCCGCUACAUUGUUACUAGUGCACUGGACUCCACGAUUCGUCUGUGGGAAACAUCUACUGGCCGUUGCCUGCGUACCUUUUUCGGACACCUGGAGGGUGUCUGGGCUCUUGCCGCCGACACACUUCGCAUUGUCUCUGGAGCAGAAGAUCGUAUGGUCAAAAUCUGGGAUCCCAGGACGGGCAAGUGCGAGCGCACAUUUACCGGUCAUUCUGGACCGGUCACUUGCAUGGGCCUAGGUGACAGUCGCUUCGCCACCGGAAGCGAGGACUGCGAAGUCCGGAUGUAUAGCUUCCAAAGUUGAAGUUAGUAAUCUCUUUUGCGGUCUUUCAUUUCGUCUUCCAAUUUUCAUCCGCCAAAAGUUAUGUGCGGUCCUGUUCAAUGUCCUUUUUCUCAACUGCAUGAAAAUACCCAUAACGUUUUUACUUUGUUUUCUUCGGGGCGUGGCAGGAAAGGGUUUUCCGGGUCAAGGGUCUGGGUCUGAGUUUCCUGCAAUGAUACGGAGCGCUAUCAGGGAAAGUCUGGCGUUGGCGUCGUGCUAUUAUACCAAGUCCUGGACCUACGUUAGUUUACGCUAGCAACACAUGUCAAAC